Messenger RNA from Amphimedon queenslandica, 1226 nucleotides. Its product is annotated as formin-like protein 20. The transcript is spliced from 2 exons. The annotation marks the transcript as partial. The record is from RefSeq and is a predicted model, not a curated record. Lineage: Eukaryota; Metazoa; Porifera; Demospongiae; Haplosclerida; Niphatidae.
AUGUUGGAGAAAGGGAAGUGCUACAAGUUGGUCAAGGUAUUAGUAAAGCAGUUUGAAGGAAUCAAAUACCUGUCCUUUUGUGAUGGUGCAUCAGUUGAGCUGCUCCUUGAUUUUCUUGAAAUAGAUCUACCUGAGGAAGAUGAGGAUGAUGAAAUUACAGUUCAAGCAACACAUCCAAUAAUAAAAGCUUAUGGUGAAAUUGUUUCCAUAUUAAGUGUAACUGAUUACACCAGCUGCAUGGUUUGUACUGGAUCAGUUCGUCAUGUUAGUGAAGUUCUUGCAAGGUGCAUUAAGUGUCAAGCAACACCGAAAUUAAGCCAUUGUAACAGUUGUAAAUCAGCAAAAAUUCUUCUCUCACAAGAAUCUAAGAAGUGGUACCUCACUGCGUAUAAUGAGCAUAUGCAAGACAUUAUAUCAGAUGUAGAUGGUGAGACACUUGAGGAAAAUCUACUAAGUAGUGGUGAGAUAUCAGUGCAAUACUAUACUGCAACUAACACAAUAAAGACUGUGACACCAGUUGAUGGUGGUCAUGGAAGUCUUCCACCAGCACCAGUUGCUGGUGGUCAUGGAGGUCUUCCACCAGCACCAGUUGCUGCCGGUGCAGGCCAUGGAGGUCCUCCACCACCACUACCAUUUGCUGCCAGUGGAGGCCAUACAGGUCCUCCUCCUCCACCACCACAACGACCACCAGUUGUUGCUGGAGGAGCCCACGGAGGUCCUCCACCAGCACCAGUUGCUGGUGGUCAUGGAGGUCUUCCACCAGCGCCAGUUGCUGGUGGUCAUGGAAGUCUUCCACCAGCACCAGUUGCUGGUGGUCAUGGAGGUCUUCCACCAGCACCAGUUGCUGCCGGUGCAGGCCAUGGAGGUCCUCCACCACCACCACCACUACCAUUUGCUGCCAGUGGAGGCCAUGGAGGUCCUCCUCCGCCACCACCACCACAACGACCACCAGUUGCUGCGGGAGGAGCCCAUGCAGGUCCUCCACCAGCACCAGUUGCUGGUGGUCAUGGAGGUCUUCCACCAGCGGCAGUUGCUGGUGAUCAUGGAAGUCUUCCACCAGCACCAGUUGCUGGUGGUCAUGGAGGUCUUCCACCAGCACCAGUUGCUGGUGUUCAUGGAGGUCCUCCACCACCUCUGAUCCCUGUUCCUCCAUUGGCAGCCCCUCCACCACCUCAUGCUACCUUAGGCAUUGCAGCUCUGCAACAGCAGAGGCUGCAAAUUCUAAG